Scatophagus argus is the source of this 5395-nucleotide messenger RNA. It is a transcript of the gene zc3h12b, whose product is annotated as zinc finger CCCH-type containing 12B. Gene Ontology annotation, cellular component: cytoplasmic ribonucleoprotein granule; nucleus. The transcript is spliced from 6 exons. Bases 510 to 3050 code for a protein of 846 amino acids. Gene Ontology annotation, molecular function: mRNA binding; metal ion binding; RNA endonuclease activity. NCBI's taxonomy places the organism in Eukaryota, Metazoa, Chordata, Actinopteri, Scatophagidae. The record is from RefSeq and is a predicted model, not a curated record.
AUGUUAACCCUUCGUUCAGUAUUCCACAAGGAAUCUAUGACAAGUUUGUCCUUGCAUGUUUAAAGAUUCCGUGUGGUGAAAAAUAUCCCUCAUUUUCAGAAGACAGCUUUCACACAGGCGUGGAAUAAUGACAGUUCUCAAACUACCAUCACAAGCUUUAAAGACAACAUUAUAAAACAGUCUGAUGAAGUGGCGGGAAUUAAGCAAGGAUAUUCUGACCCCUGGGGUCUUGCAACAACUUAGGUUACUUGAUUCCCUCGCGUUAUCUGGCAACCCCGACCAAACUGCGACAGCGCCAAUGGCAGCAAAACAUAACUGUUACAGGCGAGGAGGAUGACAGCAAUAAGAAUUUAAUAGUUUGAUUUUUGCCUGCCCUCAUCGGGGAGACCGUGUCCCUCGCUCUACAUGAAGAACGUGUAGCGCUAAAGCCCAGCACAGAGUAUGAUUACCUGGUUGCGGUGGAGGUGAGGAAGUAUGGGGUGGAAUUCUCAGGUGUCAAGACAAACGUGAUGACAGUAUGGUCAAUGGUGGAGAAGCUCAAAAUGGAAAAACGCCCAUGGAGGGAGGAGAACAUUGACUCAAGCGAGGCCCAGCAUGCUACUGACGAUUCUGAGGAUGGAAGCAGCUCAGAAAGCGAAUCAGAAGAGCAGCAUUGCCAGAGGUUUCAGGUGAACAACAGCAGGUGUAAGAAGAGGGAGCCCUUGGCUGUCACAAAACCCCACAGACAGCUCUGUCGCUCUCCCUGCCUCGACCGGCCCAGUUUUUCCCAGAGCAGCACUGUGCAAGAUUGUCGUGAGGAUGAGACCAGCGCGGGACCAGGGAUCAAGACUGCCAGUGACAGGGAGUAUCAGUCUAAGAUGGAUUUUGCUUUGAAGUUGGGCUAUUCGGGAGAGCAGGUGGAGACAGUGCUCAACAAGUUGGGAGCUGCUGCACUUACUAACGAUGUUCUUGCUGAGUUAGUAAGGCUUGGAAACAAAGUUGAGCCUGAAAUUCAGCCUGGCAGCAGUACAGCCAUCACAACAAUAUCACGGUCCCCAUGUGUUAAAGAGACUGUUAGUCCAGAGGUGUCACUGGAAGAUGACUCUGUGGAUACCUUUGAUAACCUCAGGCCCAUCGUCAUUGAUGGCUCAAAUGUGGCAAUGAGCCAUGGAAACAAAGAGGUAUUCUCUUGCCGUGGUAUCCAACUUGCUGUUGAAUGGUUCUUGGAGAAAGGACACAAAGACAUCACUGUGUUUGUCCCAGCAUGGAGAAAGGAACAGUCGCGGCCUGACGCCCUCAUCACAGAUCAAGAAAUAUUGCGCAAGCUGGAAAAAGAAAAGAUCCUGGUUUUCACUCCGUCUCGGAGGGUUCAGGGCAGGAGAGUGGUGUGCUACGAUGAUCGCUUCAUAGUGAAGCUGGCUUAUGAUUCUGAUGGAAUUAUUGUGUCAAAUGACAACUACAGGGACUUGCAAAACGAGAAGCCAGAGUGGAAGAAGUUCAUAGAGGAGCGUCUCCUAAUGUACUCAUUUGUCAAUGACAAGUUUAUGCCACCUGAUGAUCCACUGGGAAGACAUGGUCCAAGCUUAGAAAAUUUCCUCCGCAAGCGUCCUGUUGUUCCAGAGCACAAAAAACAACCUUGCCCCUAUGGAAAAAAGUGCACAUAUGGACAUAAGUGCAAGUACUAUCAUCCAGAGCGCGUCAACCAGCCACAACGGUCAGUGGCUGAUGAACUACGGGCUUUUGCCAAAUUGUCUGCAGUGAAGACAAUGAGCGAGGGGGCUUUAGCUAAAUGUGGGACUGGUCCAGUAACCGUAAAGGGGGACAGCAGCUCUGAGGCCAAACGUGUGGCACCGAAACGUCAGUCUGACCCCAGUAUUCGUUCAGUGGCCUGUGAACCUCCAGAGGCACUGUCUGUUGUAAGGAAGUCUGAGACAAAUUCAGUGCCUUCCCUUGUGUCUGCUCUCAGUGUGCCCACCAUGCAGCCUGCUAAGAGCCAUGCAGCUGGGGCUUUGAACACACGAUCAGCCAGCAGCCCAGUGCCAGGCUCUUUGCAGUUCGCACACAGUUCUCUAGAGCACAUGUCUAGUGUACAGUAUCCUCCCAUUUUAGUUACUAACAGUCAUGGCGCCUCUGUUACAUACAGUGAACAGUUCCCAAAGUAUGACUCAGUUAGCGACCAUGGAUAUUAUUCACUGCACAGUGAUUUUUCAAAUAUGAGCAUGAGCAGCAUGCAUAAUGUUGACAGUUUCUGUAGCAUGGAGCACGAGCAUGGUGUGUAUCAGAGAAAUCCCAGCCACUGUCCGGAAUCCUGCCUCAGCCAUUCAAACAGUGACUCGUUCUCCUCUUAUGGGGACCUGUACCCAAGCUCUGUGGACAGUAGCUUAGAGGAGAGCAUGAAGGUUCAACAGUCUCCCGCACAAGGUAGGAUGCAGGCUUUCUCCCAUGGCUUUCGUCAUGAAGUACUGACGAGGGUGCAGAGUUAUGGACCAGAGGAACCCAAGCAAGUCACCCGUAAGCAGUCUGGAUCUCAUCUAGCACCACAUAUCCAACAUGUUGCAGUGGGUGCCAGGUCCAGCUGCCCUGGAGACUAUCCCCUAACUCAGAAUGUCCUUCCGCCUUUGUCCUCACAGCCCACACGGUCUCUUGGUAUGACUCGUAUGGACAGCAUAUCAGAUUCAAGGCUAUAUGAUAGCAACCCAAUGAGACAGAGGCGACCUCCACUGUGUCGUGAGCAGCAUGCAAGCUGGGACCCUCUGCCUUGUGGUAAUGAGUCCUAUGGAUAUCAUUCAUAUCCAUUGAGUAACAGCCUGAUGCCGUGUUGUGAGCGGGUGAUGGUCCGCAGUAUGCCAGAGAAGAUGGAACAAAUCUGGAACUCACCAUGGGAGAUGUCUUCUGCAGGUGAACAUCAAGAGCGGUAUGUCAUCCCAGAGCACCAGUAUCAAACAUAUCGGAACCUUUGCAACAUCUUUCCUGCUUACGUAGUCCAUUCAGUAAUGGAGAAGAACCCUCAUCUAACAGAUCCACAACAACUCGCCGCUGUUAUUGUUACAAAACUGAGGUCAUGCCAUUGAGAAGUUAAUGUUAUUGAACAUUCAAAAGUGCUGUGAUAAGGGAAAAUAUAUAAAUAUAAAUAAAUAAGGGAAACAUGGAUUUUGAUUGCAAAGAUAGGCACUUGCUGAAUGUUGCUGUAUGUGCAACAUCCGCCUCAGGAGUUUUUUUCUUUUUUUUUUUUGAUGUCGAAGGGGAAAUCUGUCAAUCAGAUUUUACAUCACUAAGAUGAAGUAAGUAUUCAGCAUAGAGGAAGUUUGUCUGAUAAGUUUAUCUCAAAUUGUAAGAUGUUUCACAUGAAAGCUACAUUUUUAUAUGAAGUGUGGUGCCACUGAUAUGAAGUAACAUUUGGUCAUGAAAUUUGGUUCAUAACACAUUCUUACUGCCUGAGCAAGAGGUGCAUAGCAGCUUCGUAUCACAUCUGUGAUUAAUUUAACCUUUAUUUAACACCAUUAAGUCUAGAAAAUGUGCAUAAAAUAGUCAGUUAACAUUUGGCAGAACUGUUGACUGUCCCUGAGAUCAGUUCUUAAGAUAGUCAUAUUAAUUUAUUUGACAACAUGUUGCAUAAAAAUUAUUUGUGGAGACAUUUUGAAUUAACAUGAUUGAAUAAAAGUGACACUGGUAAUACACAGUUAUAAAAUUUAAACAGGCAUUUGAAUAAGAGUAUCUAUCACGCUCUAUCAUGAAAUAAAAGUGCUAUAUUUAAAAAAGUUAUUAUUAUAAUAAGCAUAUAAAUGAACCACAAAAAUGACUUUUAAUUUAAUUAAUCGUGAUUAUUUUGGGGUAAUCAGUAAUUAUGUUAGCCAGAUGGAUGCAUAAUUGAACCUGUCUUACAUAGUAUAAUUCUAACUAGUGUAGCUAGUAAAAUACUGAAUUAAGUGGAUCAAUAAACAGGUUAGCUGCAUGGUAACACAGUCAAACUAGGAAGUCAUAACUGCAACAUCUCCCAAAUUUCCCUUAUUGAAUCAGACAGGAGCAUAUCAACAUUGGACACCAUGUUGCUUUUAUGAGGAUCUUGUUCAGGCUCUGUGAAGGUGUUAUGAAAGGCAUCUUAAGUGUUUCUGGUGCAGUGCAACUAUAAAUAACCUUGCUUAGGUCUGCCUCUGCUGUAAAUAAUUCUUGUGACUUUUUGUGCAUUUAUUUUGAAGAUGAGUAAAAGGGAGGUAGAUACAUACCUCACAGCAUGAACUAUGACAUUUAAUGGCCUUAUAUCUGAAUGACCUCACGCUUUAGUCAUUGUCUGAUUGGUUUCAAUGAAAGUCUUAGUCAUUGAAGCCUCCUAUUUUCAAAUGUAAAGCACUCAAUCUCAGUAUCUAAAGAGAUAUAUUUUCUCAGCCUCACUUGACAAAGCUACUAUUUUGGUAGGAUUUGACAGUGCACAAAGCAAGCCAAAAAAGAGAUUUGGCUUGUAUACAUGUGCACAUAUCUAUGUACAUUUAAUCACACAAAAGCCAUUAUUUCAAAGUCAUUUAUAAGCUGCUAAAUAAUGCCAAAAAAACAGUUUAUAUAGUGUCAGUAUUCUACAUAACUUUACAUUUGGUUCACAGAAUCAAUUGAAUUAUAGGAUAAACUAACAUCUGUGUUUGGAUAAUUUACUAUGAUGUACUGUAUAGCUCCCUUUCUGAUUUUAUUGGAUGCUAUGUCCAGGAUUUUCCUAUUUAUAUAUUUGUCAAAAUUGUUGUGCUGAUUAUUUUCAAUGUGAAAAUAUUCAAAGUAUCUUUGUUUCAAACAGUAGUUCUAAUGGACUCUUUCAAGUUGUCAGCGGCACAGUUUUCAGGAGGAGGUUAAUUUUGUUUCAAAAACCUCUUUUACUUGCACGUAAGUAAUCUGAUUGAUCUGUAAGCUGAUGACUCUUUGUCCAGAAAUGAGAAUCCUAGUUUUCUGUAUCAGUUGAAGGCAUUAAGAGAGACUGGUUUUCCCAGCUAGAUUUCUGCUUGAAUUUGGCCAGUUAUAUGCUUUGUCAAGGGUUCUUUUGCAUAUUUGAGUGUAUAUGACGGUCACCUAGGAUAGCGAAGGUAUCAUCACUUUGGCAGGAAUCUAGCAAGGGUCUUGUUGCUUAAUAAAUUUCUUGGAUAGCAGAUACACUUUAAAAGUGGCAAACUUCAAAAUGGUGGAGGAUUGUGGGGACGAAUCAGGGUUCUGACAAACUGCUUGUAAAUGUUAAAGAAAUUAGACUAUUGCAGAACAUCAAACAGAGUUGUAAAACUUGUCAAACCCUUACAUCUGCCAGAUUCCGGUUUCUUGUGUGCGUGUAAACGUAGUGAAACCAAACAUAGUGAAUUAAUUUUGCUGGGCUGCGAUGUAACAAGAAUUUACUAUUAGAGAUGGAAACAGUGUUGGCCAUCAGAAUAAAUGUUUGCACAAGGAA